AUGGACAAAAGUAACUCACUCACUCAAACACACAAAAAAUCUUUUGUUAAAUUAAUUAAUGUUACCUCAUCGAAAAUUUUCUUGUUUGAAAAAGGAAAAUUCACACUCAAAAAUUGCGACGUGUCAAUACUCACAAACCUUCCAGUAGACAAAAAGAUGGAGGCUUUGGCGGAGUACAAAAAACUUCAAAUUAUAGGACCGGACUGGUCUAUUUACAGUGAAGAAGGAAGUGACAUCGUUCUGAAAAUCAUUUUUAGUAAUCAAAUUUUCACCAAAAUUUUAAUAUUAAACGCUACAAAAGUGCCUUCAUUUGAUAACGUCGAAGUUCAAUUGAUGUUUCAUAAUAGUUGUAUGCCACGUGAAACUCGUAUUGAAAAGGCCAAACAAGUCACUAUAGAACCAUCUGAUGUUCAUAUAGGGUACAAGGAAAACAGUGCAUACAAUCUAAUAUGUAAAGAUGUAGAUAAAGUUGUAUCUUCAAUUUACCAAGUUGUGUACAAAGGCCAAAAUUAUAAUUCAAAUGAAAAUCAAAAGAAUAUAUUUAAAUUAUUUUUCAAUGUUUAUGGAAAUGUCAAGCAAUGCGGGUGCAGCUUCUACUGUCACACGGAAGGGGUGCAUCCAAUCACUUUUGAUGUUUUACUUCAAGAUGCAUUUGUUGUUAUCACUCAAAAAUCGAACAUUGUUGAUCUCCUGUUUAUUAAAGCUACCAACAUUUUUAUUGAGACAAAACCAAAGUAUUUUGCUAAGACUUUAAUAGUUCACGAAUUGGUGAAAAGUCUUGAUUUGGGGAAAGCCAAGUUUGAAGAAAUUCGUGGCGAUAAAGAUUUAAAAGUAAUUAAUAAAAUCAACACCAAAGCUUCUAAUCGAUUAAAAUAUGUUUACACUGCAAAAAAGGAAAAAGAAAAAAUCAGUUGGGCAAAAUGUGAAACUAUUGUGUGUGAAAAGGGUGUCAAAAGUCUUGUUGUAAAAUCAUGUGAUGACCUUGAAAAAAUUGUGCUUUGUGAAGACGUUCAAAAAGUUCAUAUACAAGCAUGUAAAAAGUUAAAUGAAAUCACAAAUAAACCAAGUGUCUUGUCUGAAGUGAUUAAAGACUGUCCACGUUAUAAACCGACACAAACACAAUAA
Entamoeba invadens IP1 is the source of this 1125-nucleotide messenger RNA. RefSeq lists its product as hypothetical. The transcript has a single exon. The record is from RefSeq and is a predicted model, not a curated record. Bases 1 to 1125 code for a protein of 374 amino acids. Lineage: Eukaryota; Evosea; Mastigamoebida; Endamoebidae.